Messenger RNA from Micromonas commoda, 1765 nucleotides. RefSeq lists its product with no specific name. The transcript has 3 exons. NCBI's taxonomy places the organism in Eukaryota, Viridiplantae, Chlorophyta, Mamiellophyceae, Mamiellales, Mamiellaceae. Bases 13 to 1659 code for a protein of 548 amino acids. The record is from RefSeq and is a predicted model, not a curated record. Gene Ontology annotation, molecular function: phosphoprotein phosphatase activity.
GCGCGGGGCCGAAUGCCCUCACCGCGCAGGGGUGAGAUGCCGCCGACUAUAUACGAGAGUCCCGACGGCGAAGCCAAGAAGGAUCGCAGGCUCUCCUCUUUCUCCAUAUUCAACGCGGGAUUCUCGCUGCUGAAGAGCCUCGGGAAGAGCGCGUCGAAGCGCAAGAGGGACGCGAAUGCCGACGAGGAUCUGGAGGAGGACGACGACAGCGCCAGCAAGAGAACCCGCGGGGCGACGGGCUACGCCCAAGGACCGGGCUCGGCGUUCAUAACGAGCAGCGUGAGGAAAAGUAAAGGAGGUUCCAAGGCGCCGGCGUCCACCGGCGACGAGGUGGCGCGUAAUCUGGCGUUCGAUGGCGACGACGUCGAGGGCGGCAGCCGCAAGGGCAAGGUGAAGAAGGGUGCGGUCAAGGAGAAGACCAAGCGCACCGGCACGGGUUCAAUCUUCUCGCCGUUUUUCUCCUUCUUCUCGACGUCCAAAUCCGCCAAGGCUGCGAAGACGGCGAAGGCGCAGGACGCGUCCAACCGCGGCGGCGCGAGCGGAAGGAGCGUACGCGCGUCCACGAGGGCGGCCACGACGGGAGCGCCGGCGCCGUCGUCCAAAUCCGUCAGGACGAGGCCGGCGCCCAAACCGAUCGCCGUCGGAGGAGGAGGCGGAGCGUUACCCCCCGAGCCGCCCGUCCGUCUGUCCAAGGACUCGGACUCGGAGGACAUCUCCGACGCCGAGCCCGUGCGGAUCUCGGACGGGGACGCGAACGGGGAGGACGCGAGGAGCCUGGAGAGCGACGAGGCUGAGGAGACGGAGAGCGACGGCGCCGUCCUCGCGGCUUCGAGCCGCGGGGACGUGCCCGGCGGAUCGGGCACCGGGAAGGGAACCCUCCAGGACGGGUUCGGGAAGUGGACCGAAUCGUUCGUGGACGACGAGUACACGUACGAGGACGAGCUCGACGACGAGGAGUACGACGAGGAGUUCGACCCGUGGGUGUUUAUCCACGGCUUGCCCCCGCUGUCGUCGUGCGUUCGAGCGAACCGACCAGCCAUCUUGCCCCGCAAGUCCCCGGUGCACAAGAACAAGAACACGUUGGUGCUGGACCUGGACGAGACCUUGGUGCACUCCAACCUGGAGCAGACCAUCGAGGAGGCUGAUUUCUCGUUUCCCGUGACGUUCAACGGCCAGCAGCACAUCGUCAACGUGAGGCGAAGGCCGUACCUCACCGAGUUUAUGGAAUUUGCCGCGCGGCAUUUCGAGGUUGUCGUCUUCACCGCGUCGCAGAGGGUGUACGCCGAGCGAUUGCUGAACAAGAUUGACCCAAACCAGGUGCUCAUCAAGCACCGCCUGUACCGCGAGAGCUGCGUGCUGGUGGAGGGUAACUACAUGAAGGACCUGAGCGUGCUCGGGCGGGACCUGGCGAAGACGAUCAUCGUGGAUAACUCGCCGCAGGCGUUUGGCUUUCAGGUUGACAACGGGGUGCCCAUCGAGAGCUGGUUCGACGACCAGAGCGACAGGCAGCUGCUGAAGCUGAUGCCGCUGCUCGCGAGGCUCGCGCAGGCGCAGGACGUGCGACCGGUCCUUCGGAAGAAGUUUGCGCUCGAGGAGAGGAUCGAGCGCGCGGGUGAGCGAACGAGCGUCCUCAACUCGAUGGGCUCGCCGAGGAGGUAGGACGAUGAGCCCUUGGAGGAUGGCGACGACGAAACCGCGAACCGUGUACCAUAGGACCAAUAUCGUUCGCUCGCACCGUGUGUUGACUAUAUUUUCUUCGUUCGUG